UGUANCAAAAAAUAAAUGUAUGUGAAAGUUAAUCACAGCUUGGUCAUGUACAUGUACAUUGUAUUAAAGCAGAAUAUGAUUGCUAUAUUAUGAGCAUAGGCAUUGAAGAAAUCUUGCACUUUCCUAAGUACUGCCUUGCAUUUAAUUAGCUUUGCCCAACAUGUAUGCAUGGUUGCAACAUUCUGAACAUGUUACAUGUACUUACACACAACUGUCAAUUUUUUUUUUUCAGUGUGGAUCCAACUGCCCCCGACUAUACAUACAACCAACCAAAAUUUAUUGUAUUUUACGAGAUACUUUUAAAGUUGUUCUUGCUCUUCUGCUUCAACUGCAAAGCUGAAAAUCCGCAAGUCACAAUGCGACAAAAUGGCACCAUGGUGACACUGAAGCAGCAGUGUGGCAAAUGUAAAGGCUUUGUUUGGAAUUCACAAAGUUACAUGCCUUAUUGCAAAUAUCCUGCAGGUAAUAUGCCGCUGAGUUUGGCGGUAUUGAUGGCUGGCGCCUCAAUAAGUAAGGUUUUGCUGUUAUUUCAUCACCUGGAACUGUGCUGCUACUCACCUCGUACCUUCUUCUCACACCAGCGGUCAUUCAUUUUCCCAACUGUCAUCCGCCACUGGGAGUUGUACAGAGCUAGCCUUGUUAGUAAGCUUAAGGACAUGAAAGAUGUGGUAUGGUCAGGAGAUGGGAGACUUGACUCCAUGGAACACUCGGCCAAGUACGGAGUUUACACAAUGUUCUCUACAAGCAAAAUGAAAGUGGUGCAUUUUGAACUUGUUCAGGUAUGAAAGCCAUUGACUUCAUGUCAUAAUUUUAGUACUACAAUUUUUCGACAACUGUUGUGCCAGUGAAUUGUAGUAGUAGUAGCAGUAGCAGAAGCAAUAGCCGCAGCGGUAAUGGUAAAGCUUUAUUAAGUGUCAAUUGUACCUGUCCAGCAUUAUUAUACUAAUUAGUGACACUGAUAUUAAAAAAUAAGACAAUCAUCAAUGCAAAAAAAACUGUUCAUGUUGUGGAAGAGUUUGAUUCUUUGUUAUCCUCUCAGUCUUUUCAGCCUUUUGAGGGGGUUGGGGGCGGGGUGUGCCAGAGCUGAGGUUCACAUUUCGCACUUUCAAAUGGUUAAGUUUAACAAAUUGACGUCAGUUUUUCAUGCGUCUGUACUGUUAUUGAUCAUGAAUUUCCACAUAACCUUGUCACUUUCGCUUGUUUACGCUCCUUGACGCAUCGCAUAAAUUAUAUAUUCAUGUGUCU
Messenger RNA from Orbicella faveolata, 1245 nucleotides. RefSeq lists its product as uncharacterized. The record is from RefSeq and is a predicted model, not a curated record. Lineage: Eukaryota; Metazoa; Cnidaria; Anthozoa; Scleractinia; Merulinidae.